Molecule: messenger RNA, 6620 nt
Organism: Xiphophorus couchianus (Monterrey platyfish)
Lineage: Eukaryota; Metazoa; Chordata; Actinopteri; Cyprinodontiformes; Poeciliidae
Gene: oxtrb
Product: oxytocin receptor b
Exons: 3
Coding region: 239-1426 (395 amino acids)
Biological process (GO): female pregnancy; G protein-coupled receptor signaling pathway; positive regulation of vasoconstriction
Cellular component (GO): plasma membrane
Molecular function (GO): oxytocin receptor activity; peptide binding; vasopressin receptor activity
Source: RefSeq, a predicted model, not a curated record
CCAGAACAGAUCCAGCUGGACGCAGAGAGAGAAGCAGACUGCAGACCAUAAGAAAGAAACGCGGCAGAUUAUCUCCCGGACGACAGCCCAACUUUGGGGAGAUAUAGCUAUUAAACCAAGAGAGAACAAAGUAACGUUUAAUGGAUGACAUCUAAAAUCUACAUCGACUGACUGCAGCCCUAACUCCGCGUGUGUGAUGUGACCGCUGACUCCACAAAAUCUGACGCUAGUGCGCACGAUGGAGGAACUUUUACGCACACAGGAUGCUUGGGCUCAGAACGGUUCCUGGUACAAUUCCAGUUAUUUAAACAUCACCAAUAUAGGGAACAACACGGUAAAUCCCUUAAAGCGAAAUGAAGAAGUAGCCAAAGUGGAAGUUACUGUCCUGGUUCUGGUGCUGCUGCUCGCUCUGACCGGCAACCUGUGCGUCUUGUGGGCUAUCCAUACCACCAAGCACAGCCAUUCUCGGAUGUAUUACUUCAUGAAGCACCUGAGCAUCGCAGAUCUUGUUGUGGCGGUGUUCCAGGUCCUGCCGCAGCUCAUCUGGGACAUAACCUUUCGUUUUUACGGACCUGAUUUCCUUUGCAGGCUGGUUAAAUACCUCCAGGUUGUUGGCAUGUUUGCGUCAACCUACAUGCUGGUCUUGAUGUCCAUCGAUAGAUGCUUAGCGAUCUGCCAGCCGCUUCGCUCGGUGCACAAGGGGAAAGAUCGCUUCUGUGUGAUCGCAUCUUGGAUCCUCAGUCUGAUUUUCAGUACCCCACAAGCCUACAUCUUUUCUCUCAGGGAGGUCGGGAAUGGCGUUUACGACUGCUGGGGGGACUUCGUGCAACCCUGGGGUGCCAAAGCCUACAUCACAUGGAUGAGUCUGAGCAUUUACAUUCUUCCAGUAGCGAUAUUAAGCAUCUGCUACGGUCUGAUAUGUUUUAAAAUAUGGCAGAAUAUCAACAUGAAAACCAGGAGGGAUCAUGUUUUGGCUCUCACACCGAGGCCAUCCAAGGGCGCACAUCCACUGUCACGCGUGAGCAGCGUCAGACUAAUUUCUAAAGCCAAGAUCCGCACCGUGAAAAUGACAUUUGUGGUGGUCAUUGCAUAUAUUGUGUGCUGGACUCCUUUUUUCUUUGUCCAGAUGUGGUCUGCAUGGGAUCCUGCUGCACCAAGAGAAGACAUGGCCUUCAUCAUCUCCAUGUUGCUUGCUAGCCUCAACAGCUGCUGUAAUCCCUGGAUCUACAUGUUCUUUGCUGGUCACCUGUUUCACGACCUGAUGCGGAGCUUCUUCUGUUGCUGCAGACACUAUCUGGCGGACUCUUCCUGCCGCUGCGAUCAGCAGUGCAGGCACAAAAGUGGCUCCUCCACUUUCGUCAUCAAGAACGGCAGCAGUAUGAGGAGUUUGACUCACACUUCCAGCACAGGGGGGCCCGCGCAAUGAGCCGGCAGGGAGCCAUCUUAAGCUUCCCGUGGUUGACUUGAUCCAGCAAUCAUGCAAGGCCUUGGUUGAGGCAUUUAAUCAGCUACAGCAGAGCUGAGCUCGCCAUGGCACAAUGCUUGUUGUCAGCUGUAUUAAAUUAAGCCAAACAGAGAACAUAAACCUCCUGUCCGGAAACAGCCCUGGACCCUGUGAUAACAGAAAGUAGAACAAAAUGCCAUUGUGUCCAAAAUGUGAACUAAAUGAGCUGCAAAGUGAAGUUCUAACCAGAGCACAUUUAAAUUUAGCAGGAUGUGUUCAAAUGUUCGCUCACGGCUGCAGUCAGCUCUGACAGGACCAGACAGGAUGGACCAGACUUUAAUCGAAGAUGCCAAAAAAACUUUUCCUGUUGUUGCUUUGAACAGACUGACUUGGUGGCUUUCAUUUCUAUCUUUGGCCACAGAAUGAGUAGGAGGAAAAUAAUUAAUGUAUGUUGUUGUUUACUGUGGCAUGUUCAAACAUAUAUAUCUGUGAGAUGACAAAAUAGGACAAAAUAUUACAUACUGGAUGUUUAAUUAACGAGACGUGUCUACUAUCUAAGGUUAAACAACUGUAAACAUUCUUUAUAUUUGUUUACAGUGUUUUUGUACUUCAGUUUUAUAGUUUAAGGGUGUAUUCACACCUGACACAUUCGGCCCACUAUAUACGGACCAGAAUAUGUUUCCCCCGUUGGUCUAAACCUUUUGUUCAGGUGUGAAUACACUCAAGCGAACUCUGGUGCAGACUAAACAAGUGGACCUAGACCCACUUUUUGAGGUGUUCUCAAAACAAACUCUGGUGCAUUUCCCUUCAAGUGUGAACACAGACCGGCCUCAAUAUGAACCAACAACAGGACACACACGACAUUUUGGACUCAUUAUACAGGUAUUCUUGCUAACAGUCACCAUUGCUGGGAAUUAUGGUAAAAAUGAGCCCUUCAGUGUUGCUACUACAACGUGUACUGAAAUCGUACCUAAUCGCCUGUUUGCUGCUGCCAGUAUGUUGUGGGCCAGGGCACUCAGAGCAUCUAAUUCAGCUUCCACCACACACUUGUGGACACCGUUCCAAAAUUUGGAAUAUCACAUUGUAAAUCCUUCAUUGUUUGAACUGCUCCUUACGUUUUAAAUGGUAUUACAGUUCUAAUAACAGCACAAAUGUGCACAACAGAAAUGCAGCAAGCAGGACUUCCAGAGUUCUUUUUUUUUUUUUCGGGUCUGUCCUCUGUUCCAACCCCUGUCAUUUCUGGCCAGUGGGGUCUUCGCCCAAGUUGAUUUGUCUAUAAAGAGUAGUCCACUUGCAAAAAAAGGACAAUGAGAAAGCAAAUCGAAGGAAAAAGAAUAAAUAAAGUCCGCUGUUGGUCCAGACCAAACACACAAACAAAAGUCUAUCCUGGUGUGUAUACAACUUAAAGAAAGUUUACCAUAGAUGCUGAUCCACAUUGUUAAUAUUUUUUAUAUAGUUUUUCUCAGUUGCUUUUGCACAUUUCUCUUAAAACAAUUGAAACUGAACAAACUUCCUGUUUAAUUUCCAAGUCCAGUUGCUAACUAUUUCUACUAUUUCUUCUUUGAUUUGUUGUUCUGCAUAUACUUUUAUAAACUCAUGCAGUUUCUUAUGAGCAAUAGAUGGUUGUUUCAUACAUUUGCUCAUUUAAUGAUGAUCAAAUGCAUUUCUCUUCGGGCCAGCUUGCCAUUUCAUCUUGCAUUUAAGGGUGUUGAAAUAUUUACAUAAAACUAUAAAGCAUAUUUCAAACAUUUCUUCUGAAAUUCUCUCAAUGAUUGUGUUCAGAAUAUAUAGAGUUUCUACCACUUUGAAUUGCUCUCAGGUUAAACUUGACUAGGGGAAUGUGUGGCACUGGCUCAUUUAUAUUCUUGCUAACAGAACUACAUUUACUCACUCAACCAAUCACAAAUGGUUUUAUAAAGAUUUGUUGCAUGCACAUUAACUUUUUUCUCACUGACUGACAUUAAAUCAGACUAAACUUUUCUAAUUUCAAAUUAGAGUAAAAUUAUUUCUACUUGCUGGUAGUUUUGAAAAUGAUAAUUUCAUAAAAUUCCAGUUUGCAGUUGUUCAUGCGCAAACCUAUUUGGUUUUUGUCCUUUUUUAUAUAUAUAUAUAUCCUAUCACCUGCUGCUUAUUGCAGCUAGUUGAAAUUUUGGCCCAUUCCUAACUGAGUCAGAUUUGGAGACUGCUUUGCUCUCACACACAUUUUCAGCCCUGUCCACAAAUUUUCUGAGGGUGUGAAAUCGGAGCUUUGUGAUGACCUUUCCUGCUUUUGUUGUCUGAAAAGCUCUCUAACUAAUGUGAUGGUAUGUUCAGGGUCAUACCAUCCUGACCCAGGCCUUAAUUUUCCACCUGUUGUCUAGUGAUGUUGCGUCAUUAUUUUCACAGAAUGUUCCUUCCUCCUGAGGCAAUCUGUUUUCAGAUGUUUACUUCUUGCAGCAAGAUCCCAACAACACAACUCUGUCAUUCUUGUACUUCACAGUUUGGAUGGUGUUCUUAGGGUUGCAAGAUUGAUCCUUUUUUCCUGCAGAUGUGACAAUGGAAAUUAUGACCCAACUAUUUAGUUUCAGUUUCCUCAGACAACAAGACAUGGCUUCAAAAAGUAAUUUUUAUGUUGCCUUUGUAGUAAUGGCUUCUUUCUGAUAGAGCCGCCUUUCAGCUCAUGUCAGCACAGGACUUGUUUUGUUGUUGAUAAUAACCCCCCUCUCACCAGAUUUGGCCUACAUCUUCACAUUGUCAUUUUCUUUUGUUCAGAGAUUGUUUCACACAUUUUGCAACGAAACAGAUGUUGUCUCUGGGACACAGAACAACACCAAUGUCCAGCUGGACAAUCCCAAGCUGUUUUUACUUGUGUGCAGUUGGCACCUUCAGGCACCCAAAACUGAACCAGACUUUCAGAGAGCCACAGUUUUCAUCCUGAUAUUUUGCAUGACUUCUUUUUAAUUUCACUUUCACACAAGAAAGCAGUGUGUUUGAAUCAUCACCUCAAAACACAUCCACAGGUGUGUCUCCAGAUUUUUUUUUAUUGUUUUGUGAAACUCCUGAUAGGUUAAUUAGUCAUCAGGACUUUUGUAAAUUGUUUAAAGGUAAACCAAUAUAAACAUCUGAAUUUAAAGAACGUAAGAAAGAAAAUCCUAAAAAAAUAUCUAUUUCAUUAGUCUUUCUAUUAGUAAAUAGAAAUAAUGAAUAAUACAUUAAAGAUUAUGGUUUGUAGAUUCCCAUCUACCCUAAAACAGAAAAUAUUUAAGAUCAGACCAAAAAAGGCUGUUUUCUUUUCUGUUACUGUGUAUGUAAUUAUCUGUUUUUAAUUGUUAAUUAAUAUACAAAUGUAUAAGUCACUUUGAUGGUUUUCCAACUUUAAAUCUGAAACACUUAUACUGGUAAAACGUUUCCAGUAUCGUGUCCUGUAGCCUUGAUAUAUGGCAUUGGUUUUCACAGAUCUGUUGACUGGUAAAAAUAUUUAUUUUUCAGAUACAGACCAAGGAUCUGAACAAGUUCCUCAUUUGUGCUGUUUUCUCCAAAUGUUCUGUGAUAUUCACUAUUUUACAAAUCUUCAGAAUGAUGUGUGAAAUAUGCCAAAACAACUCAGAAAACAUGUAAUAGGAAUAUUCUCUCCUGAGGUUUGCCUAAUGUCCAAUAAAAAAACGUAACACUAAAAAAGGUUAAAUGUCUAUGCAUGGGUAUCUGCAGUCAGUGCCAUCUCAAAGCUCUGUAGAAAACCAUCCUGCCAAUUUGUUUGGGUGCCUGUGUGUGAAAAUAAAUCAUCCGGUUAAUGAUUCGGGUUAAAUGGGAUUAGACAGAUCAAAGGCUAAACUCAGGAAUUUUGUCUAACCAUCCUGCAUUUAUUCAGACUUGACUUCAGGUCAAAACAUUGCUAUACCUCAGAAAUGAUGAGAACUGUUUUCCUCUGUUUUUCUUUUAUACAUAAAACUGGUUUAUAGUGAUAUAUUGCCUCAUCUUAUGACAGAAAUCGAAAGCUCAAAACAUAGAACAUCCAAUUGGCAUCCUUCAUGAUUUUCAAAGCCUAAUGUCGCAAAUUUAGAUUUUAUGUGACUGGAUAUAAAUUGCUGAACUCAUAGUUAUUCAUACUUCCAACAGAAAUGAAAGAGGGACCCAUCAAAAUGUCUUAAAACAAUUUUAAAGCAAUAUACAAGGAAACAUUUAAAAUAAUCUUAGCAGCAGUAGUUUGAUCAACAAAUGAAACCAUUACUGAAGAAAACCAGGGCUGCUAGUGUUCAAACUGCAGAAAAAUAUUUUUUUUACAAUAGGUGUUGUGUGGUCCCUCUCAUACAGAACUUGCUUGCUUUAGUGGUUAUGAGCUGUAUGUCAGUGACCAAAUUUUACUUAAAAUAGUGAGACAGGCCCAUAUGUCCAAACCCUGUUAAAAUAACUGAGCUUUCACUCCCGUUUCGAGCCAGAAUUACGGCAGUGAAAUGGUUCUGACUAUAAUUUGUGACAAAAGUGUACUUGGAUUGUAGCUCAGUGCUCAAGAAAUUAUCCCAAAUUAUGGACAACAUUGGAAGAGAGACAUAGAGUGGCUCAAUCCAGCCCCUAAAAGCAAUUACGAAGUCUGUUUCUCCACUUAUGUGUUAUUUUGAUCAACACCAGUCACAUACAUUAAAUCGGGAGUCAGCAACUCCAGUCCUUGACUGCCACUAUCCUACAACUUUUGGAUGCAGCUCUGCUCUAACACACAUGCAUGAAAAGGCUGCAUUACCUCUUUGGCAUGUCUGCAAGUUGUACAAAAGUUUGAUCAUUGGAUUCAGGUGUAUCGGGGCAGGAUUGCAGAUAAAAGUUGCAGAACAGGGCUUGUUGAUUCUUAUUAAAUAUUUCCACCAGAAAAUUGUGUCAACUUUUAAAAAGGUACACACAUAGCCUACUUUAAAUCUUAAUGUGUAACUUACGAGAGUAAAAGAAUAUACUGUGGAUUUGUUUAUCUCUAUCUUGUCUGACUCAAUUUUUUUUCCUUUCCUUUUCUGUUUUUUUCACUUUACAUGCAUCUUUUAAGAAACCUGAGACACACCUAAUAAACAGGAUUCUGUGUACAUUAAAUGUGCAAUAUUGAGUCUGGUUGGUUUCAGUGCAGAUGCAAAAAAACAAAAUUGAUUUCACAACUGAAAGAUAUUUAACAUUGGAUUUGCUCUUGAUCUUUCAACAUAAUGAAAUCCAUUUUAACUUG